Molecule: messenger RNA, 1055 nt
Organism: Zingiber officinale
Lineage: Eukaryota; Viridiplantae; Streptophyta; Magnoliopsida; Zingiberales; Zingiberaceae
Product: protein TIC 20-v, chloroplastic-like
Exons: 2
Coding region: 63-707 (214 amino acids)
Source: RefSeq, a predicted model, not a curated record
UCUUCUAUUAUUCUAUUAUCCACUUCGCGCACAACAAGAGGCGAAGAAGAAGAGACGCAUCCAUGGCUGCUGCUUCUUCUUCUCCUCCUCCUCCAUUCCUCAUCUACUCUCCUCUCAACCCCCGCUCGCCCCUCCUCGUCAUCCACCGCUUCCGCCUCCUCCCGAAUCUGCCUCUCCGCCGCCGACCUCGCCGCCUCGCCUCCCUCUCCGUCUGCGCCGCCAAGAACGGCGACAACGACGACGCCGCCCCCCCGGACCGCCUCCUAUCCGCCGCCUGCUACCUCUACCCCUUCCUCGACGGUGUCCAGUACGGCCGCUUCGUGCUCACCCAGUUCCCGGUGUUCCAGGUCGCCCUUCAGCCCCUCGUCCCGGCCAUCCGCCUCUUCCACUCCUCCCCGCUCACGCCCUUCCUCCUUUUCCUUGCCCUCUACUUUGUCGUCGUCCGCAACCCUUCUAGGUUCAGCCGCUACGUCCGGUUCAACACGAUGCAGGCGAUCGUCCUCGACGUCCUCCUCAUCUUCCCCGACCUACUGGAGCGCUCCUUCAGUCCUAGCAGCGGGAUCGGGUUGGAUCUGCUCCAGGUCCUCGACAGCACCGUCUUCCUCUUCCUCCUCGUCUCGCUUGUCUAUGGAUCGACUACUUGCCUUUUGGGGCAGGUGCCGCGGCUGCCGAUCGUCGCCGAGGCCGCCGAGAGGCAGGUCAUGUGAUGUGAUGCAAUGAUAUUCAUCCAUGGCGUAUACAGAAUACACAGCCACUAGAAGAACCACGCCGCUGUACUACUUUUAUUGCACUCGCUGCGCACGAAGAACAUUUCCAAUUCAUCUAACCUGUGUGGACCGCAGAGAGACAAGGCAGGAUGCGCCUGAAGAACAAGAGCUCCUCAUAUGUAGAGAUUGUCAUACAUUUUUUUGGGGGAAAUGACUACUGGCAUGAUCCAUAGAACUGAAUGUACUAAAUGGUUCAAUACAUUCAACACAAGAGGUGCAUUUGAUUCCCUAGUCUAGUUAUUCAUUCAAGUUUGUCAAAAUAAUAUGUUGCUAUUUCUUCAUUGUCAA